AUGAGAGCUGCACAGCUCCGUAGUUACAAUAAGGCAUAUGAGCUAGUCACGGUUCCGGUCCCCGAGAUACGAGACGAUGAAUUACUGGUAAGAAUUCAUGCUGCCGGAUUCUGCCAUUCGGAUCUCCAGGUCUACCAUGGACAGUUCAACUCGCGGCUCCCUAUCAUCCCAGCACACGAACCCGCUGGCGUGAUCGUACAAGUCGGACCAAAUUGUGGUAGCAACUGGAAGGUCGGCGAUCGCGUUGGAGUUCUGAACUUCAAGAAGGCAUGUUCACAGUGCAGAGGCUGCAUCAAGUGCCAGUCCCGGCACAACGGAGUACUGGAUCCUCGGUUUUGUGAACGGAGAGAGAUGGCAGGAUUCAAGGAUGAUGGAUGCCUGGCUGAGUACAUGGUUGCUGAUCCGGCGACUACCAUUACUUUGCCAAGUAGCGUAUCCUUUGACCAGGCAGCGCCUUUGAUGUGUGCAGGCGCAACAGUUUGGGGUGCCCUUGAAAAGGCCACUAAGGGCCUAGAGCCCGGCGCACCCGUUGCGAUUAUUGGUAUAGGUGGCCUUGGAUAUCUAGGUCUUCAAUUCGCCAAAUCUAUGGGCUUCCGCACUAUUGCCAUCGAUAAUCACCGGGCUGGACAUGACCUGGCUAGAUCAGUGCUGUCUCCAGAGCUGAUGCCAGAUCUAGUCGUAGACUCGAGCAACGCCGAGGAUGCACUAAAACAGAUAUUCGAGUUUACGGACAUGGAUGGGGUCGCUGCUGCAGUUGUAUGCACAGACUCGAUCGAGGUCACGGCCUGGACUUUGUCACUCUUGCGAAUCGAAGGCGUAAUGGUAGCGCUCGGGCUACCCUCUGAGAGCUGGCGAUUGGACGCAAGCUUAUUGGUAUUCCGCCAAUUGACGGUCAUAGGUAGCUACGUUACCAGCGCGGAGAGCACAGCUAGGAUGAUGGAGGCUGUGGCGAGAAGUGGCAUACAAUCUCAAGUUACCUGUGUGCCAUUUGACGAGUCCCCAAGGCUUGUAGAAAGACAUCCCGUUGCAGGCUCCUUAUGUGCGGUCAAGAUGUCAGUGUUUUUCAAAGAGAUCUCGGAAAACAAUCCUAUUAAAGCAGGCGAUGCAGAGAAGCUAGUACGGCAUCAUCUCGGAUUCGGUUUACAGCAAAUAGAAUCACGAGAUUUUGAUGACUUGCUUGCGGCAGUUCACGAUGUGGCAGACCAUGUCAUGGGUCUACCGGACUACCAGCCUAUUCCGGAACUCAAACGCUAUCCUCGUCAGGAUAUUCACCGGCCUACAGCCGAUGAACAAGUCUUCGGUAAUGCUUGGGCACACAAGUUUCUGAUCCGAGGCGAUACAUCAGACAAUGCGCCCCUCAAAGGCAAAUCUGUCUGCCUGAAGGAUUGUAUCGCCGUGGCAGACGUACCACAAUUCUACGGGAGCGAUGCAUUUCCGGCAUGGACGCCCAUGACGGAUGCCGUUAUUGUGACGAGACUUCUCGACGCGGGGGCCGAUAUAGUUGGCACUUCUGUGUGUGAGAACUUUUGCAACUCUACGUCGUCAUUCACGAGUGCACAGGGGACGGUGGAAAACCCGCACCGUACCGGCUACUCUGCCGGCGGAAGUACUUCGGGUGGUGCGGUGUUGGUAGCAUCUGGGCUCGUGGACUGCGCAAUUGGUUCAGACCAAGGCGGGAGCAUUCGGGUGCCAGCUUCUCUUUGUGGUUGUGUUGGGCUCAAGCCAACACAUGGCCUAGUUCCUUGGACUGGACUCACCAGCGGAGAUGCCGUUGAUGAUCAUGCAGGUCCACUGACUCAGUCAGUUUACGACGCGGCCGUCUGUCUCGACGCAAUGGCCGGGUAUGAUGGAAUCGAUGACAGAUCACUCGGUGCCGGAGAGCCUGGGUCACAUCUCUUUGCGGAGUCCCUGAGAGAAUCUUCGACAAACCUCACAGGCAUCAAGAUUGGAAUCCUACAGGAAGGUUUUGACAACCCCAUUGUCCAAGCCGAAGUACAUGAGGUCGUGCUGUCAGCAGCCACCAUGUUCGAAAAGCUUGGAGCUUCAAUACGCCAGGUAUCAGUCCCGUUACAUAUGGAAGGACCUGCACUGUGGACGAUCCAGCAACGCAUAGCAGGAGCAAUGAAUAUUCUCGGUCAUGCCCAUGGGCGGAGGGGUCUAUAUCUCACCGAGUUUGAGCAUGCAAGGCUCCCAUGGACGGCAGGCAACUUCCAAAAGCUCUUCGCAUCAACAAAGAACACCGUCAUUAACGGGAUGUAUCUUAUGGACCACUUUCCAGGACUCUAUGGCAAAACGAUGAACCUAGUUCGAAGGGCCAGCGACGACUAUGAAAAGACCCUACAAGAGUUCGACGCUUUGAUCAUGCCGACGACACCGGUGGUUGCUCCGAGGCAUGGCAAUCCGAAGGGGACACCACGGCAGUGCUUCGAACCAAGUAUUGGGCUCACUAUUAAUACUGCUGUUUUCAAUGUCACCGGUCACCCGGCUGUGUCAAUCCCAGUAGGGUACGCGCCUGCAAAAGAUGACGCUUCAGUCCGACUGCCAGUGGGAAUGCAGAUAGUGGGUGGCCUGAAGCAAGAGAAGACUAUUUUGAGAAUAGCACAUGCAUGGGAAACCAGCUUUGACUGGCGGCUCCUGCACUCUUCAUCCACAAAAGAAAGCAUCAGCGACGUACCGGACCUUGAAUCUUGGAGCAAGUUAAAUGAGCAGAGAACAAUCCCCAGCCCUCUCACCGUAAAGUCAUAG
Molecule: messenger RNA, 2745 nt
Organism: Thyridium curvatum
Lineage: Eukaryota; Fungi; Ascomycota; Sordariomycetes; Thyridiales; Thyridiaceae
Exons: 6
Coding region: 1-2745 (914 amino acids)
Molecular function (GO): catalytic activity
Source: RefSeq, a predicted model, not a curated record